AUGAACACUGCUGGAGGCGCGAAAGAAUAUAUAGACCAGAAAGCUGUUGAAGAUCCUGCAAGAUAUGGAGAGCUUGCUGACCUCUACGACAAGCGCUUGUGGCACCAGCUCACGCAGUGUGUUGUUGCGCUCGUUGAGCACUGGCAGGAAACCGGCGUUCAGAGUGAAGAGGCGCUGGCAUUUUACUAUCGCUUUCUACGAGAUUUUGAAACUAGAUUAAAUCCUCUUUCGCUCACUCAAGUUGUUAUAGGACUUUCUCGUUUGGUGCACCGGCAGAAUGCGCGGAACGCUGCUGCGUUUCUGCGCGAGUGUCUUGGCGAGAAGGCUCCCGUGGAACACAGCGUUGCAGCGCGCACGCUCUAUCUUUCCGAGCUGAUCCGUCUGCUACUCCGAACUGGCGACGAUUCGGCGGUAGAUGAGGCGAAGCGGUUGCUGGCGGAGGCUUCUAGUCUAGUUGCUGCGACAACGGGGACGCUGGAUCCUGCGGUGAGUUCCGCUUACUACCGCGCAGCCAGUGACUAUUACAAGGCGAUCGGCUCGGCUGGCGAGUUUUACCAUCACGCGCUGGCUUUCCUAUCGUGCACACCGAUUGAGGUUCUCUCCGAGGCAGAACGCGUGGAAUGGGCUCUGGAUAUCGGGAUGGCAGCCCUGUUGGGCAAGGACAUCUACAACCUCGGCGAGGUGCUGCAAUGCGACGUCGUACGCGCUCUCGCUGAGCAAGACGAGAGGAAGUGGUUUCACCGACUUUUGCAGGCAGUUGAAAUUGGCGAUAUUGACGAGUUUGAGCGUAUAAUGGAGCGCGAGGUUACGGAGCCCCGACUGCAGGAGCUCUUACGUACCAACCGAGCAACCCUAUCCCAGAAGAUUCGUUUACUGUGCUUUACGCGUAUGGCGUCGUUCGAUGCGGUCUACGCGGGAAAGAUACCUUUCUCUGCUGCAGCGAAAGAAUGUCGCGUAACGCUUGACGAGGUGGAGCAUAUGGUGAUGAAAGCAUUUUCCGAAUGCCUGGUGCAGGGUUCCAUCGAUCAAGUCGAUGGGACGAUAACAGUUUCACGUGUACGGCCACGCGUGCUCAAUCGCCAAGAUGUUUCCAAAAUGAUUGAGUACUUGAAAGCCUGGGAAAUGCGUACGGACGAGAUGUUGCAGUCGUUGCAGACUGAAGCACAGGAGCUCAUUACACCGAGCUGA
Messenger RNA from Cyanidioschyzon merolae strain 10D, 1188 nucleotides. RefSeq names its product 26S proteasome regulatory subunit RPN9. The record is from RefSeq and is a predicted model, not a curated record. Lineage: Eukaryota; Rhodophyta; Bangiophyceae; Cyanidiales; Cyanidiaceae. Gene Ontology annotation, biological process: ubiquitin-dependent protein catabolic process. The transcript has a single exon. Gene Ontology annotation, molecular function: structural molecule activity. Gene Ontology annotation, cellular component: proteasome regulatory particle, lid subcomplex; nucleus; cytosol. Bases 1 to 1188 code for a protein of 395 amino acids.